This is a messenger RNA of Sinocyclocheilus anshuiensis, 2818 nucleotides long. RefSeq names its product kelch domain containing 3 (gene klhdc3). NCBI's taxonomy places the organism in Eukaryota, Metazoa, Chordata, Actinopteri, Cypriniformes, Cyprinidae. Gene Ontology annotation, molecular function: chromatin binding; protein binding. The record is from RefSeq and is a predicted model, not a curated record. The transcript is spliced from 12 exons. The coding region runs from base 133 to 1287 and encodes 384 amino acids. Gene Ontology annotation, cellular component: cytoplasm.
CGCGGGUUCAUUAUUUUUAUCAUUAGCACUCAGAAGUGUUUGUCUCUGACGGCUGCUCCUGCUCCUCCUCAGCUGUGAUGUCUGCGCAGGAGUGAUGGUUUAGCGCAGCGGUCAGCCGCGGCCGAGCGUGGGAUGUUACGCUGGACGGUGCACCUGGAGGGCGGCCCGCGGAGGGUCAACCACGCGGCUGUGGCGGUCGGACACAAGGUCUACUCCUUCGGAGGAUACUGCUCCGGAGAAGACUACGAGACCUUGAGACAGAUUGACGUGCACGUCUUCAACACGGUGUCUCUGCGCUGGACGAAGCUGCCGCCGGUGCGCACCGGAGGAAGGGAGCACGCUCGGGAAGUGCCCUACAUGCGCUACGGACACACGGCGGUGCUGGUGGAGGAGACGGUGUUGAUCUGGGGCGGCCGGAACGACACAGAGGGCGCGUGCAACGUGCUGUACGCCUUCGACGUCUCUCAGCACCGCUGGUUCACUCCCAAGAUCUCCGGGACGGUCCCAGGUGCCAGAGACGGACACUCGGCCUGUGUUCUGGGAAAGGCGAUGUACAUCUUCGGUGGAUACGAGCAGCUGGCUGACUGUUUCUCCAAUGAGAUUCACAAGCUGGACACCAGCAGCAUGUGUUGGUCACUAGUGAGCGCCCGGGUGAGUGUGAUUCGCUCAGAAACCUCACUAGUCUCUUAUCAACAGGUGUGCGCAUGCAUCAUGACAUCAUCACUGUGCUGCAGCAGAGCAUCAUGGGAUAUAAGACAGUGGUUGUGUGUGAGAGAGUGUGUGUUCAAGAUCUUCGACACGGAGACAAACUGCUGGCUAAACACACCGUCUGCACAGCUGCUGCCCGAGGGACGCAGGAGCCAUUCUGCCUUUGCCUACAAUGGAGAAUUGUACAUAUUCGGUGGUUAUAAUGCUCGUUUGGAUCGACACUUCAACGACCUCUGGAAGUUCAAUCCAGAGGCGUUCUCCUGGAAGAAGGUGGAGCCCAAGGGCAAAGGCCCAUGUCCCAGACGGAGACAGUGCUGCUGUAUGGUGGGAGAUCGCAUCAUCCUCUUCGGAGGAACCAGUCCGUGUCCGGAGCAGGGGAUGGGCGACGAGUUUAACCUCAUGGACCAUUCGGACCUGUACCUCCUGGACUUCAGUCCUAAUCUGAAGACUUUAUGCAAGCUAGCAGUUAUUCAGUACAGUCUGGAGCAGUCGGGACUCCCUCAUGACAUCAGGUGGGAGCUGAACGCUAUGACCACUAACAGUAACAUCAGCCGGCCCAUAUUCUCCUCUCACGGCUGACAGCAGAACCCUCUCCAGACUCCCGCUCCACAGAUGAUUGACUUUGACCCGUUUGGAUCUGGAUUGCCGUUCCCUGCCGGGUUUCGCUGCUGUUGAACUUGAUUCCUGCUGAGGAGAAACGGACCGUCACAAUCUUAAAUCAGUCCAAUUAUUCAUCAGUGUUACACGUUUUAUUGCGGUUUUGGAGUGAAAUGAAGAUCAUUUAGCCUGUAAUCUGUCAGUUCUCUGCUUGUGUUCAGAUCGCUCCGCCGGGUUUAAAUGCAAGACUUUACGGUUCCACACGUGCUCUUACACAUCGACCGCAGAGAUGAUCUUCAGAGAAGACUGGACUGGUUUUCUGUUUACCCACAGUGCUUCUGACAAUAAAACCUGACUCAACAAUCAAUAGAAACGGAAAUAUCCUUCUGCAUGCAUGCGUUCUGUCUUAGAUCUCAAAGAGUGGGAAAAAGCAAAUGAUGUUGUAAAGUUUUCAGAAAAGGUUAGAAUGUUUUCUCAUUUACUCAAUCACACAGAAAGAUCAACACCGAUCAAAUAAACCUCCUCUGGUGUUUCUGGGCUCAAUCUCUUGUCCAGUUUCUCCAGAUUCACAUCUUUCACAGUCUGGCUUUUCAGAGACGUCUUAAAAUCAGAUCCAUUGCUGCUGUUGCUUAACACCCCUUUAUAUUUGAUCUGAAUCUGUACUGUUCUGCAGAAUAUUGAUGUUGAGAGGUUAUUGAGUCUGAUGGUGCCAAAGCUGAAGGUGUUCCUCUGGAUCAGUCUUCGCCUGGCUUUUAUUUGCGUCUCGUCCGCUGCCUGAUCAACUUCUCCAGAACUUCAGAAGGUCUGGAAUCAAAGUCUUCUGGUCUGGAUGGAUUUGAAGCAUUUUAUUCGAGAUUUUAUUCAUUGUGUCUGAAUAUCUGACAUUACACGGUCAUAAUGAAUAUUGUGCAAACGGAGCGCGUCAGAAAAUUCAACCGUCCUCAAUCGUUUCCCUCAUAAAUAAUGAUUCGAUGAAAGUGACUCAAAACUGUCUCAAAAUGAAACCGGAUGAAGCUGAAGUGCAUUUUCAUAAUGAUCUGUAGCUUGAAAUAGAAAUGUUGAAAUAGUCAUUUAAUCCCUCAGACAUUCCAUGAUGCUUUCAUGGGCUAACAGACACAUGCUAUGAUAGACAUGUUUUAUAUGUAGUGAACGAGAGGAACACACUACUCUUUAGGUUGUGAUUGGCCAGUUACUUCUCGAGUGUAAAUGCUGGGAUUCAGAGUGUUUUUUGAUCAUGUUCGGCUCUCGAUGUGUGAAGGAACGUUUGGAAACGUCACUGAGCCUCGAGCGUGAUUCCUGGCAGGUGGAUGAAUCUGUUUCCACGAGUUAUGUUAUAAACGGGUUUUUAGGGGGAUCUUGAAUUUCCUAAACAAUAAAACUGAUGAUAAUUUUGCUUAUUUUCUGCUUAAAUGUGCAGUGUGAAGUGUUGGAACGUGAGUGUGAUAUAAAGAGCACAUUGAGAAUUGUUUUCCUGUAACACCACGAAUUUAAACACAAUUUUGAGAAGACGUCA